Carica papaya (papaya) is the source of this 558-nucleotide messenger RNA. RefSeq lists its product as uncharacterized. Gene Ontology annotation, cellular component: nucleus. The record is from RefSeq and is a predicted model, not a curated record. Gene Ontology annotation, biological process: regulation of developmental process; regulation of DNA-templated transcription. Gene Ontology annotation, molecular function: DNA-binding transcription factor activity; transcription cis-regulatory region binding. NCBI's taxonomy places the organism in Eukaryota, Viridiplantae, Streptophyta, Magnoliopsida, Brassicales, Caricaceae.
AUGGAGAGAGACCUAGAGAUGGAGAGAGAGCUUUACAAUGAACCCGUUACUCCAAAUCACGGAUGGAAGCUCAACUACAUCCAGAUUGACGAUGAUGAUGAUGAUGAAGGCUGCCAUGAUUACUUGUCGAGCGAGACCAGACAAGAGUACUGUGCUAAUUGCGGCUUCCACCGGAAUUACCACUUUUCCGUUGUGUUCGAUGAACUCCAGAACGGUGCACCAGGCGGAGACGGUGAUUACGACAUAAAUUUAUUGCGAGCCGCUUGGAUGCUGACUCUCCUGAGCAUGCAUGGCACACCUCCUUUUGAACCAGAAGCAAUACGACGCCGUUCUGCUGAUUCCAAGAAGAACAAGAGGUCGAAGUUCAGUGAAGAACAGAAAGACUCAAUGAGAGAAUUUGCAGAGAGCUUGGGAUGGACCUUGAAGGACAGAAGCCGUUCAGCUGAAGUAGGCGCUUUUUGUGAAGAGAUUGGGAUCAGUAAGUUUGUUUUCAAGACAUGGGUUAACAAUAACAAGAAGUUUUAUGGGGCUUCAGGAUCUACUUCAAGAGCUCGUUAA